Messenger RNA from Ceratina calcarata, 3532 nucleotides. RefSeq lists its product as uncharacterized. The transcript has 2 exons. The coding region runs from base 990 to 3482 and encodes 830 amino acids. The record is from RefSeq and is a predicted model, not a curated record. NCBI's taxonomy places the organism in Eukaryota, Metazoa, Arthropoda, Insecta, Hymenoptera, Apidae.
AACCCUCUUCCAGGCGAUUAACCCUGGCUAUUAUAAAACUAUCCCUCGAUGGCGUAAACCUCGAGUGCUCUAAGGGGAAGCGUGACGUCACGAUCUUUCCGCGUGCCUUGACAUUUCUCACGUCACACCUAACUUUCUUUUCGUUACUCAACGGCGGUACGCGUUUCUUCGCCCUAAGAAAAUUUGAUCGACGUUUCUCGGUCUUUCCAAAACUCGUUAAAAAUAAACGGUUUUCGCGCGCCUCCAUCAAACACGCCUACGACACGCGCGUGAAAACAAUUACGUCUUUCCUUCUACCAUCGAUUAAACGACCGGCCUCCGCGCGAACACGUGCCGUCCUGAUCGAAUCCUUGUUCUGACUAUUACACAAUGCAUUUGAAAAAUAUCGUGUUAGAAUCCGCAGUUUCCCAAUGCGUGAACACAUUAGCCAGGGGAACUCGGUAAACGAUUCCGAGCGUAAAUCAACCGAUGCAAUUCUCUAACGGUGACAGUUUGGAAAUUGAAACUGUUACCCGAUUUAAAGUGUCGCGCAACCACCGAGCUAUGUGUACAUAAUUAAAAUAUCACGCACACACGUAAGGCGUCGUUCGCUGGUUUCCGUUGGACUCGUCGCUUCAUAACAACACCGGGCGACCUAACGAUUUCAAGUUCGAAGGUAACGAAUCGUGAUUCUUAAAUUAGUCGUUCGCUCAACACGUCUCGAAUCGUUCCGGUUUCUGCUUAUGCUUGCAUCUCGUUUUCGCCACGAAACAGGGAAAACCGAAAAUACACGCACCGGUCCCGUUUGACGUAGGACCAGGAGUAGUUUCGAAGUAAACGAACCGGGCGAAAUCGAUCUGCCGUUUGUUUGGAGAAUCCAGCCGCGCACGUCUAACGGUGGUUGACUUUGCUAGUUUAGUUUAAGAACGGCUUCGGAUUCCGUUAAAGCCCAGCGUGCGGUCUGAUCCUUGGUUUCCCGGUUUUCACAAAGUUUUAUUUAAUCGCCGAAAAUGGAUAAGCAACCGCGCAAGGUUCAGGGAAGAGCCUCGAUGUCGUUUCCCGUACCAGACGGUGUCCUCGACGUGGACCAGCUCUUGGAAGUUGAUCCAUGGAACGAGAUAAACGAUUUCAUCCAGCAGAAUUUCGCGCAAGAUGUUCUGAACGAAUUCAACGAACGCUUCAAGCUCGAUCCACAGUUCAAGCCCCCAGGUAAGUGUAAGUUUUCUACGAAUACAUUACAGGAUAUUUCAUGUCCGACGUUGACUGCAGAAGACCAAGGGAAAAAGCGAUCGCCUCGUAAAACUCCAAAGAAGCAAACGGGUAAAGAGAAACCAGAGACGGAAGCGACAGACGACCAUCUGCAGGCAGACGGUAAUCCAAAACCAAGAAAGAAACCAAGAAGGGUAAGAUCCACAAAGGUCGACAAGGAGGAUAAGACGGUUCCAGAAGAGAAGGAGGAUAACAAGGAAAAUACUGCACCUAAGAAUAAAGGUAAAAGGCAGACUAAGAAGGAAGCGAGUAACGAUGAAAAUAAAUCAACGAAUCGACAAAGGAAACCGAGAACGCGUGUUAAGAAAAAUUCAGCGCCGUUGUCCACGAGCAACCAGGAACAAGUAGUAGAAGCUUGUUCAGUAGAAAACGGUAUCCAAAAUGAAAGUACGAGUAAGAAUGCGAAUAGAACGGAGAGUGCAGUAUCAGUCAACGGGAACUGCACGAUCUCGCCGGUCGAACCAGUAGAUGCAUCUUCAGUAGUAGAGAAUACUCAAAAUGAAAGUACGAGUAAGAGUACGAAUAGGAGAAGAAGAGUACCAGUCAACAGGAACAGCAAGAAGUCAUCGAUGAAAACAGUAGUAGAUGCCUCUUCAGUGGCAGAGAAUACCCAAAAUGAAAGUACGAGUAAAACUGCGAAUAGGAGAAGAAGAGUACCAGUAAACAAGAACAGCAAGCAGUCAUCGAUCAAGCCAGUAGUAAAUGCGUCUUCAGUAGAGGAAAAUACACAAAAUGAAAGUAAAAGUACGAAUAGAAGAAGUGGAGUAUCAAUCAACAGCAGCUGCAAGAAGUCACCGAUCAAACCAGUAAUAAAUGCUUCUUCAGUAGAGGAAAAUACCCAAAAUGAGAGUACAAGUACGAACAGAAGAAGUGGAGUGUCAAUCAACAGUAGCUGCAAGAAGUCACCGAUCAAACCAGUAAUAAAUGCUUCUUCAGUAGAGGAAAAUACCCAAAAUGAGAGUACAAGUACGAACAGAAGAAGUGGAGUGUCAAUCAACAGUAGCUGCAAGAAGUCACCGAUCAAACCAGUAAUAAAUGCUUCUUCAGUAGAGGAAAAUACCCAAAAUGAGAGUACAAGUACGAACAGAAGAAGUGGAGUGUCAAUCAACAGUAGCUGCAAGAAGUCACCGAUCAAACCAGUAAUAAAUGCUUCUUCAGUAGAGGAAAAUACCCAAAAUGAGAGUACAAGUACGAACAGAAGAAGUGGAGUGUCAAUCAACAGUAGCUGCAAGAAGUCACCGAUCAAACCAGUAAUAAAUGCUUCUUCAGUAGAGGAAAAUACCCAAAAUGAGAGUACAAGUACGAACAGAAGAAGUGGAGUGUCAAUCAACAGUAGCUGCAAGAAGUCACCGAUCAAACCAGUAAUAAAUGCUUCUUCAGUAGAGGAAAAUACCCAAAAUGAGAGUACAAGUACGAACAGAAGAAGUGGAGUGUCAAUCAACAGUAGCUGCAAGAAGUCACCGAUCAAACCAGUAGUAAAUGCUUCUUCAAUAGAAGAGAAUACCCAAAAUGAAAGUACGAGUACGAAUGGAAGAAGUAGAGUAUCAGUCAACAACAGCUGCAAGAAGUCGUCUAUCGAAAUAGUAGAUUCUUUUUCGAUGGAAUAUAAACCCGAAAAUGAAAGUACGAAUAAAAGCAUGAAUAAGAGAAAUGCACCAUCAGCCAUCAGCAACUGCAAGAAGUCGCCGGUCACCACGAGCACGCCGAAACGCAACAUUUCACGAAUUAGCAACUCCACUGAAACGGAGACUGUUAUCGCGAACUAUGACUUAUUGGCGAAGGAUUUUUCUGUAACGAGCGAUAUUUCCAUGAAGAAGCACCGCGAGAUGAAAGAAACUAGCGCAACAAAGAAUCUGAAUAACAACAAUAACACCGAGUGCGCCGAGGCGAAAUGUCAGACAGCUGGUAAACGAGAGAAACAGCGUAUGGACAACGAAUCAAAAAUAUGCAAAAAAAGAGGAAAGUGCAACAAACAUCGGGAUGAGAAAACGGCGACGACAGAGAAAAAGCUGGUCGGAGCGUUCGAGAAACGACUGAUCGAACACCGAGAGAAGCAGAAAGACAGAAGGAUACGUCGGCACGAGAAGAAGGCUGAAGCGGCUAUGGAAAAAUUCAGUCACCACGUCAUACGCAUCGUGAAAAAAAUGGGUUAUUUGCCAGGUACUGCAAAUUAUAUGAUCAGUACGAUUCGUCAUGUCUUAAAUCAGUGUAUCGUAUCGAAUUUAAAAAUAUGACUUUUUAUUUUGCGAAAGAGAAUUAUGAUCCCGGAUCGAAGUCCGAGACA